This is a messenger RNA of Plasmodium gallinaceum, 4011 nucleotides long. Its product is annotated as zinc finger protein, putative. The transcript has a single exon. The record is from RefSeq and is a predicted model, not a curated record. Bases 1 to 4011 code for a protein of 1336 amino acids. Lineage: Eukaryota; Apicomplexa; Aconoidasida; Haemosporida; Plasmodiidae. Gene Ontology annotation, molecular function: protein binding.
AUGAAUAUUCCAAAUAAUUCUGAAAAUUCAGAGCAAAAUAACAUAGAAAAUAGUAUAAAUUUUUCAGAUAACAGAAAUAAUAGUUAUCUAGGGAAUGAUGAUGGUAGUAUUAUAGAUGAUAAUAACAUAAUAGAAGACGAAUGUAUUACACCAAAAGAUGAUGAAGAAAAUGUAAAUUCAAGAAAAAAAAAAAAAAAUGAUAAAUUAAAUAAAAACGAAAACAAAAAUUUAAGGAUAGGAAGAAAUGAAUCUAGAAAUGAAACAAAUUAUCAUCUCCAAAAUGGUCACAAUUCAAAUAUAUUAAGUAAUGCUAUAAAUAAUGCAAUAAAUAAUGUGAUACAUAGUGCAAUAAAUAAUCGUAAUAACCUAAAUAAUAAUGUUACUAAUACAAUUUCAAAUAACAACAAUAAUAGUAAUAUUUCUUACAAUAUGUUUUCAUUAGAUAAUAUUUUUGUUAAUGAACCAAAUAAUUUUUUUUUACAAGAUGGAGUACAUGCAGAAAGUAACAACGCUGAUGAACAAGAAGAUGAUGAAAUUGAAGAACAUCAAGGAAAUGAUGCAAUUGAAAAUGUAAAUGAAGAAGAAGAAGAAGAAGAUGAUGAUGAAGAAGAAAAUGAAGUUGAUGAAAUUGAAGAUGAAAUAGAAGAAAUUGAUGAAUAUGAAGAAAGAGAUGCUGAAGAAUUUCAAGAUGUGUCAGAAGAAAAAAAAGAAUCAGUAAAAGUAGGACAACAGCAAAAUAAAAAGAUAAAAAAAAAAAAAAAAAAAAAUGAAAAUGAAGAUCAUAUAUUAUGUAAUAAUGAUAAUGAUUGCAAUGAAAGUGUAUUAUUAAAUAAUGAUAUAAUAUCUAUGUCAAAUGAAAAAUCUUUUUCUCAUAUUAACACAUUAAACAGUGGAAAAGUAGAUAACUUAACUUUAUAUUUACAAAAAGAAUUAACUUGUCCUAUAUGUUUAGAUUAUUUUUAUCUACCUGUAACUAUGAAUUGUGGUCAUACUUUUUGCAGAUAUUGUAUUGGUCAUAAUAAAUUGAAUGGCAAAAAUUGCCCUUUAUGUAGGCAACCAUUAGGGCAUACUUCAUGUAUUAAUACAAUUAUAUCUAAUUUAGUACGCAUUUAUAAUUUAAGAAGGAAAUCAUUAAAAAUAUAUAAAUCUAUAGAAAUAGUUAAUACAGUAGACGAAAUUUGGUGGAAUGAAAAUUUUAUAAAACCACAAGUUAGUGUGUCUCUAUUUUUAAGAAUAUUUUUGCAUGACAUGAUAUCACCACCUAUCUUUUUUGAUGAUUUAACAGCAUGUAUCAUUGAUUUUUUUACGGUAAAUAAUUUAUGGUCUAAAGCCAAAUGGGUAUUUAAUAUAAAAGAUUGUAGAGUAUUUAGCGAGUUAAUAGGAUACGACAAAGAUGAUAAAGAAACGACUAGCGAAAGAUUGCAUGCAUGGGUUGAGAGAUAUAUAACACAAAAUCCAUCAAUGUGUAUGAGAAAAGAAGAAAAAAUUAUAUUAAAAUUAUAUCAAGAUAGAACACAUAGAAUAGAUAGUCAUAUAUUUGAUUCUUCUGUAUUACCUAAUAGAUUACCAUGGGAUGGUGGAAGACAUGCAAAAAGUUUAAUUCAUAUGCCGCAUUCAUCGGUUUCUCUUUCACAUUUAUUGUUUGUAAAAGCAGAAAACAAUACCAUUGGAGUGGUAGAUUGUGGUUCAACAAUUGGAACAAUGAUCAAAGUAAACAAUUAUCAUAUAUUGAAAGAAGGUGAUGUUAUACAUAUAGGUGAUAGAUUAGAAGUAACGGUAUCUAUUGAGAAAAAUACGGCAGGAAUGCCAUAUAAAGGUUACGUGUGGAACAAAAAUGCAAAUAAAGUUUUAGACAGACAUGAAUUAAACGAGUUAAUAAAAUUUGAAACUAAUAGCAAUCAAGAUAUAUAUUUAACAGAAGAUCAAAUACCUUCUUAUUGUGAAAAUAUUGAGUCAAAUUUAUUAAUUAAAUUUGAUUUUGGCACAACAAAAGAAGAAAUUACACCAAAAACUGAAUACAUUGAUCCUAAGGGAGUUGUGUUAGGUAGAGGCCCAUAUGCCCAAUCUAGUUAUAAAAAAAUAUCAGUAACUAAUUCAAAUGGUUAUGUAUCAAGGGAGCAUUGUUUAAUUUACUAUGAUGGAUCUAAACUAGAAGGGGAAAGGUGGCUUUUAAGAGAUACUAGUACUUUAGGAACUUUUCUUAAAAUAAAAUCAUAUUCUAAUCCAGUACCAUUACCUAUUGGUUCUAUAUUUAAAGCAGGUCAAUGUAAAAUAGAAGUAUGUUCUCAUGAUACAGCACAAUAUAUACAAUAUCCUGAAAGAUCCUUAUCAUUACAUAAUACAAACAAUGCUUCAAAUUUAGAUAAUAACAAUAAUAAUAAUUUUAAUAAUAAUUCAGAUAACAGAAAUAAUGAUAAUGAUAGUAAUAAUACUAGUAAUAAUAAUAACAAUUAUAGUAGUAAUAAUAGUAACUAUAACAAUCAUUCAAAUAAUGAUCAAAAUAAUUAUAACAAUGAACAAAAUAAUAACAAUAACAAUAAUGGAAAUGAUAAUACUAAUUUUAAUGUUGGACAUUUUAAUAAUCAAGACUCUUUACAAAAUAGUGAUCAAAAUAGAAGUAGACAAGAAUUAUUAGAUAAUAAUUGCCAAGAAAGAAAUAUGCAAAGUUUAUUACAAAAUAAUGUUAAUUCAGUGAUUCAUGAAAAUAAUGUUGUGUUAUCAUAUAGAAAUGAAAAUAGGAUUUCUAAUAAUUAUUAUAACCAAAGUCAUGGUGAUACUUAUUUUUAUAAUUAUCUAAGGAAUAGCAUAAAUCACAAUAGUAAUAAUAAUAAUAAUAAUAAUAAUAAUAAUAAUAGUAAUAUUAAUAAUAAUAAUAAUAAUUUUAAUAAUUGUAAUAAUACUAUUAAUAGUAGUAAUGGAAUUAGAGAAAAUGAUGAAACGAAUUACAACAGUAGUAAUUAUAGCUUCAAUGGAAGUAAUUAUGAUAAUAUAUUUAAUAAUAAUAUAAACAGUAAUUAUAAUGAAAAUAUAUAUAACAAUAAUAUUGAGAACAAUCAUGUUAAUAUCAGUUAUAAUAACAACAGUAAUAACAGUAGUAGUAGCAGUAACAAGCAUGAUUAUAUUAACGAUAGUAAUAGUAAUGGUAAAAACAGUUAUAUUAAUAAUAAUGAUAGCAAUUUAUUUUAUAAAUAUUACAUAGAUUAUAAUAAUUAUAAAUAUGAAAAUAACAAUUUUUUUCUUAAUAACCAUCAGGUAACUAUAGAUGAAUAUAUUCCAUUCAGUAGAAAUACAGACUCCAAAUUAUUUUUUAAUAUUAACAACUCUGGUGAAAAUAAGAAUUUUAAAGUUAAUAUAGGAACUAUAUUAAAUAAAGUUAAGCCAAUAACAGAUAAUAGAAAUGGUACAACCAAUGAAUCGAAUGAAAAUGCAAACACAAAAAAUGUAUAUCUUAUAAAUUUUAAGAAAAUAGAAAAACAUAAAAUUAAUGAAGUUAUACUUUAUAAAAAUAUUAAUAAAAAUAAUAUAGAAAAAAAAAGUACCAAAUAUGCUUUUAAGAAGUAUAAUAAUAAUAAUAAUAAUAAAACAGAAAUAUUCCCAAAGAAAAAAAGAAAUCAUUCGGAAACAUUUCUGUAUAUGAAUCAGAUGAAUAAUAAGACGGAGUCAAAUAAAAAUAUUAAUAGUACAUGUCAUUCUAUAUAUAACGAUAUGAAAUCACUUAAACUAAUAUAUAAUUACAUAAAUAAUUUACAUAUAAACAAUAAAAAGAAAAGUACAAAUGAUAAUAAUUUAAUUGAUAAUAAUAAAAAUUUAAAAGUAUUAACUAAAUCAAAUGUGAAUAUCAAAAAAUUUGAUUCAUUAAAUAUAUAUUCGGAUGCUCAACUGCUUGAUAGCACAUAUAGCAAAUUAAGACAGAAUGUUAUAGUUGAUAAUACUAAAAAUAAAAAUAUAUUAGCCAAUGAACAUAACAAAACAAACCAGAAUAGUUUGUUUCAUUCUGUUAAAAUGAAUUAA